AUUUUUUUAUUUCCCUGUCAAAUAAUGACGCUAAUUGAAGAAAAACAUCAAAAUCAUUUAACCCCACAAACAUCUGCAUAUCAUCAAAAUGAAAAUAUUUCUCCAGAUAAUCAGCAACAAAUUGUUUGUACAGAAGUUUCUGAAGCUAUUCUUGCUCAGGGUAUUGAUGAUUUAACUAGCUGGGCAGCCGUUCAAUGUGCAAUAGCAGCUGCAUAUGGAUGUUUAUUUUUGUUAGGAUUACUUGGAAAUGGUUCUGUUUUGUUAGCUUUUGCUCAAAAUAAACGUCUUCGUUCAACCAGAAAUCUUUUUCUUUUAAAUUUAAUACUUACUGACAUACUUUUGUGCCUUACGGCCGUCCCAGUAACUCCUUGGUAUGCUUUAACAAAAGAUUGGGCUUUUGGCCCUUUAAUGUGCCGACUUGUUCCUCUUUCAAAUUCUUGUGCUGUUUUUGUUACUUCUUGGUCACUUUGUGCUAUUGCUUUAGAUAAAUUUUUACAUAUAAUUGACCCAACAAGAGGACAAUUUUCAUUAAGAACAGCAGCUACAAUUACUUUUGUUAUUUGGAUUAUAUCUACUUUGUUAAACAUUCCUUAUUUACUUUCUUACAAAUUAGUUAAUGGUGAUUAUUAUGUCCCUCGUAAUUCAACCCCAUUUUGUGGACAAUUUUGUGAUGAGCUUAAUUGGCCAGAUGAUACACAAAGAAGACUUUAUGGAACAGGAGUUAUGCUUUUUCAAUUUGUUUUGCCUAUGGCAAUAAUUACUUAUUGUUAUUGGCGAAUUUUAAGAAAAGUACACAAAGAUAUGAUUGUUCAAAAUGCCCAAUUUUCUCAAUCAUUAAGUAAUACACAAAGAACAGAUGCUUUAAAUAGAAAAAAGAGAGUUAAUUAUAUACUUAUUGGAAUGGUAAUUGCCUUUAUUGGUUGUAAUACCCCAAUUACGGCUGUUAAUUUAGUUAAAGAUUUUAAACAAGAACCAGCUUGGUUAAAACAACAACCAUUUUUAUGGCCUUUAAUAGCUCAUGUUAUUGCAAUGUCAGCAGUUAUUUGGAAUCCUUUUUUAUUUUUUUGGUUAACAGCAAAAGACAAACAAAAAGGUGCAAAUCUAAGUGGUAUUGCUACUGCAACUAGCGAAAUAAUAACUUCAUUAGUAUCACGUAUGCACAGUUUAAGAAGUAAUAACGGGCAAUCUAAAGAUGAGGAUAUUCGUUAUAAACGUCGAUUUGGCCGAAAAACUGCUCGUCAUUUAUAUAGAGCAGAAUCAGAAACAACAACAAGUACUAGCCAUCGAAGACAAAUUUUAUCAAAUGGACUUACUUUUAGUGAUUCCCUUAGAUUAAAUGGUUAUGGAGGGAAUAGACAACAAUGGAUUCAAAUGCGUCCAUUGGUAAUAUUCCAAAAUGGACAACAAUUUUAUAAAGAAAAUUGUGGCAACGAAGAUAUUAAUCAAACAGAAAAUAUUUCGAAUAGCAGUAGUAAUGGAGGAAGGAGAACAACUUUAAAUAAAACAACUUCUUUAGGUGUUGACGCUAUUUAA
This is a messenger RNA of Meloidogyne enterolobii, 1533 nucleotides long. The record is from the annotation of a GenBank genome assembly. NCBI's taxonomy places the organism in Eukaryota, Metazoa, Nematoda, Chromadorea, Rhabditida, Meloidogynidae.